Messenger RNA from Pelagomonas calceolata, 1292 nucleotides. Lineage: Eukaryota; Pelagophyceae; Pelagomonadales; Pelagomonadaceae. The record is from the annotation of a GenBank genome assembly.
AUGACGGCCCUCGCGCGCGCCGGCGCGCGCUUCGCGACCCAGCCGCUGCGCGGCCCCUGCGCCGCCGUCGCCCUCGUGGGCAACGUCGGCGCCGCCGCGGACCCCGCCGGCGAGGGCGGCCGCGCCGCGGCCGUCGCGCGCGCGCGCGCGGCUAAGGUCCGGCCGCGCCUCGCCGCGCUCGGCGGCGCGGCCUUUUUUGACGUCGACCGCGACACGACGGUGCUCGGAGCGGUGUGUCCCAAAGCAAAAGCAGCAGAAGCCGUCUCCCUAUUAUUAGAUACCGUGUCAAAACCGAUUGACGAUGCAACGAUGGAGGCGGCGAAACACGAACAGGUACGCGAACUCACGACGACGGCGCCGGACGUCCGCGAGCUGGUCUAUGGGUGCGCGUACCUCGACACGCCGCACGGCCGGCCCGUGCUCGGCACCGCGGCCGAGGUCGCGGCCCUAGAGGGAGCGACCAUGACGACGGAAAACUGGGCCGGCGCGGGCGUCGGCUGUGCCGACGACGUCUUCGCCGCCUUGCCCCCCUUCGAGGAGAAGGACGUGCAGGAAGCGGUCUUCACCGGGAGCGAUAUGAGAAUUGUGAACGACGGCGAGCCCCUCGCGCGCGUCUGCCUGGCCUACGCCUUCCCGAAGAUAGGUGAGAAGGGAGAGGACGCGGCGACACUAUUACCCUUCAUAUUAGGAACGCAGACGCCAACUCCACAAACGAGAAGGGAACCGCUCCACGCCCUCGGCAAGUUGCAGCGGGACCUCGCGGAGCAGGGCAUCGCGACCGCCUGCGACGCCGCCUACGCCCCCACGAAGAGCCACGCGCUCUUCUCGAUCCACUGGACGUGCCCCGACGUACGGUGCGAAGACGCGGCCUACUACGUCACGGCGAACCUCGCGCGCCUCGCGCACCGCGUCUCCGACGCCGAGAUCGAAGCGGCGCAGCGCGCCUUCGCCGCGGCGCGCGCCGCGGCGCGCGCGCGGCCGGCGGCCGCGGCCGCGGCGCUCGGCCGCGCCGCCGCGGCGCGCGGCGCGCCCCGCGGCGGCGCCGGCGUGGUCGCCGUCGCGGCGGCCGACGUCCGCGAGCUCCUCUACGCGCACGUCCACGACUGCGACCACGCGCUCGCCGCGCGCGGCCCGGUGCACGAGCUCCCCGACUACAACUGGGUCCGCACGGCGUCCUACGACUACGCCGUCUGACCCCGGACGGCGCCCCCCGCCCGUCCCUCCUCCGCGCCCGCGGCGGCCGCCGCCGCCGCCGGGGGGGUAAAAGUGCCCCUUCGCAGAACAGGGUGGUU